This is a messenger RNA of Exophiala xenobiotica, 572 nucleotides long. RefSeq lists its product as uncharacterized. Bases 1 to 564 code for a protein of 187 amino acids. NCBI's taxonomy places the organism in Eukaryota, Fungi, Ascomycota, Eurotiomycetes, Chaetothyriales, Herpotrichiellaceae. The record is from RefSeq and is a predicted model, not a curated record. The transcript has a single exon.
AUGAGUUAUUAUAAUCGCUCCAGGACAACAGCAGCGGACCAAGAAGAAGUCGUUAAGCUUAUGGGUUGCCUCAAAGCUGAAUUGCAUUCCCUAUGGCUAACGCGGCCAGCCAUACUGAGAUGCGAUCCCGACCAAAUCCGCGACCGAUUUGCCACUGAGAUCGCAGAACUUCUGAUCAAUCAGGCCGCCAUAUCUACAGCAUCAUAUCAUGCAGAACAUGUGGACAUCGAUCGCAGUCUGGGUGAUCCCGUGUCGCUGACACCCGAAGCGGAAGAAGGGCUGCAUUGGAUGGAAAACCUUGUCGAAGCAAACCGAAAUGUCCGUGAGAAGCUCAGUCCCGGGCUUCUUCGCCCACUGUUCAUGUACGCCAUCGAGCACGAGGAUUCUGCCAACGCACAAUGGGCAAUUGAUUGUAUGAGGGAGAUCAAGGCUCCCAUAGCUCGAAGCGACUUCUUUUCAUCCUACGCACAGACUCUCGUUGAAGAACAGAGAAACAAGAAGAGACGGGUCACCACGCGAUGGUUCUGCUAUGAGAGAUACGGCGUCAGACCUCCAUUUCUGUAGCUAUCCAC